This is a messenger RNA of Vollenhovia emeryi, 1557 nucleotides long. RefSeq lists its product as uncharacterized. Lineage: Eukaryota; Metazoa; Arthropoda; Insecta; Hymenoptera; Formicidae. The record is from RefSeq and is a predicted model, not a curated record. The transcript has 3 exons. Bases 368 to 715 code for a protein of 115 amino acids.
GUACGACAAAAUAUCAAAGAAUGAAUUUCAGUGUAAAGGAUGUAAAGUAAUUUUAAAAAUACAUCCUACAUUUCUACACAAUUUAACACGACACUUAUUACUUUGUCCGUAAGUACAUAUCCCAAAAAUAUUUUAUAUAUUAAUGAGUAGAAAAUAGGUAAUAAUGAAAUUACAUUUGAGGCCGGAAUGUGUGAAUAUAGAAAGGUGUAGACAUAAUAUUCAGUUAUAAUGAUAAAAUUUACUUAUUGACAAAAUAAUUUUGUUUCUAUUCUGUCAUAGUCACUUCCAACUUAAUCACCCGAAAAAGUAUAAGGAAAAAGAUAAAAAGGUAAGAAAAUCAUCGAGCAUACAUGACACGUUCGAUGAAAUGAGCAACAAAUUGAAAGAGAAAUGUAAAACAUGUAACAAAAUAGUACCAUUACACACAUCAAUUGAGUACACAAAUUUAAUAAGACACCGUUAUUGUUGUCUUAAAUCAGACAAGACGAGAAAAUUAACGGAAAAACAGAUAUUGGAUAUGAACGAUGACACACACAACAAAAUGGCAAAACGGUGCAGAGGAUGUGAGAAAAUUACGAACGGUAAUUUAUACCACCAUAUAAACAAUUGCCACAAAAAAUAUGAGGUAAAAGACGGAAAGAAAACAAGAACAUGGAGCAUUCAUGACAAGUUCGAUGCUCGAUCGAAACGAGCAAUUAAUUGGAAAAAAAUGUAAAAUAUGUGAAAAAUAAUCAACAUACAGACAUCAGUUAACUAUAAAAAUUUAAUACUUCACCUUUCUCGUUGUAGGUAAGUAUGGAUAUAAGAUACAUUUCUAUUAAUUUCUAUUAAUUUUGUCGUAUUUAUUCUUUUAUAACCCACUUUCUUAAUCAUUCAAGUAAAUCAGAGAAAACGGGAGAAUUGCGGGGAAAACAGAUAUUGGACAAGUACGAUGGCACACGCGACAAAAUGGCAAAACGGUGCAAAGGAUGUGAGAAAAUACUAACGGUGAACACUAAUACUAGAUACGAUAAUUUAUACAGACACAUACACAAUUGCAUGUAAGUAUCCGAAUGAGAAGCAUUUAAAAUAUUAAUGAACAUAAAAUAGGUAAAACGAUAAGAAAUAACGUUUAAAGAAAAUGUAAUUACAAGAUAUAUAAAAUACAUAUGAAUAAGGGGGCUUCGUUUGCCUACAUUCCCGAUAGCCAACACCAUUUAGCACACGUGAAUAAUAAUUAUAUGCAAGUAUGACUAAAAGAGCAUAAUUGUCCGUCUACAUGUUAAAGAGGGUUGCUCAUGGAAAAGUAGAACAGAAUAGAAAAAUUUUCUACUUUUGAUUGAGAUUUCGCAUUAAUAAAGUAAAGAUAAUCCGUGAAUAAGUAUGAGUCUGCCAGAGUUGGAGGAAUUAGACAACUCUGUAUCACGCAUCUAUUGCAACUGCUAAUCGCAUACUGAUAAUACUGCAGGUUAUUUAUAUAUUAAAACUGAAAGUUUUGGCCUGUGUGAAAAUACAGCGAUAUGGUUAUAAACAUACAUAUAGCGUCUGAAAUAUUAUAAUUAUUCCGUUUUAUUUUUU